Molecule: messenger RNA, 2251 nt
Organism: Cannabis sativa
Lineage: Eukaryota; Viridiplantae; Streptophyta; Magnoliopsida; Rosales; Cannabaceae
Product: transcription factor bHLH110
Exons: 7
Coding region: 359-1936 (525 amino acids)
Biological process (GO): regulation of transcription by RNA polymerase II
Cellular component (GO): nucleus
Molecular function (GO): DNA-binding transcription factor activity, RNA polymerase II-specific; RNA polymerase II cis-regulatory region sequence-specific DNA binding; protein dimerization activity
Source: RefSeq, a predicted model, not a curated record
AACUCACGCUCUCUCCUCUUCUCUCUCUCUCUCUUCUAACUUUCUUUUCAAGGCUACUUUAUAUAUACAUAUAUAUUAAGAUGAAACUUGAAAGAGUAAAGAGGAAAAACAAAAAAAAAAAAACUGAGAAAAGUGGCUAGCUAGCUAAAAGCAAAGUUGAAAGAAAGAAAGAGAAAGACCAUCAUAUGGGAGUCACUACUUACUUGGUUUCUCUCUACCAUCGAUUAUGAUCGAUCAAACCAAAGCUAAUAAUUUCCCUCUCUCUCUCUCUCUAUAGUUAGGCACAUUUUUAUUAUUGGUGAUAUAUUGGGAUUCUGAAGCUUUAAUUUAUUUUUAAAACCACUUAAUUAUAAUCAUCAUGGAGUCUGCAAAUCUCGGCCACCACCAGCAGCAGCAGCAGCUCCCAGACCAGGUUGUUGGGUCUCCUCAUCCACUGCUACUAGUACCUUUAGGCGCUACCCCAUCUUGCUAUGGAUUUGGAAGCACCACUCACCACACUUGGUCCUCAUCACCCACUACUACUACUACUACUCCAUCCACUUUCAAUAUUAAUAAUAGCUUUGGUAACACCAUUAACCCCAACUACAACUACGAUGUAAUGGUCUCAUCAGAGUCGAGUAAAAGGGCUGUGAAAAGUAGUAGGGAUAAUAUUGAUCAUCAUGAUAAUAUUAUUUCUAUCAACUCUUCCAAUAUGGUCAACCUCGAAUUCGGGUUUCCGUGGACUAAUUGUAAUCCUUCUACUACUACUACUACUUCUACUACUGUUACUCAUGAUCAUUCAGCCUCGUACGACAUGAACCUUGCAGCGAAAAUUGAGGAAGAAUCGGAAUCAUCAUUCCCGAAAUUCACAGAAAUUUUAAAUAGUUGUACUUCUACUACAACAAGCAGUACUAGUCCUCUCUCCAACAGUACUAAUCAUGUUAAUAAUGAUGAUUACGCCCACUUUUUUCUCAAGCCCGGUGAUCUCAGCAGUAGUAGUAAUAAUAAUAAUAGUAGUAUUAGCAGUAGUAAUGUCACUGAUCAUCAUCAUCAUCAUCAUAAAAAUCUCAUGGUCAAAACAUUGUCCUACUCAACCGGUCAGCAAGUAGUCAACGUAGAGAAUCAGCAGAUUUCCUCAUCAACUACUUCAGAGUUCGAUUCCAACAACAACAACAACAACAACAACAAUAAUAAUAAUAUGACUGGUGGUAGUAGUUUUGGUGGUUUAAUGGCUGCAGUGGGUAGUAGAGGACAGUUUAGUCAGAUUUAUCCAAGUAUAAAUAUUUCCAACUUAUUCAACAAAUUAUCGCCGUCUCCAUCGUCCAAUAUCUCGGUGACUUGUAGCUUGGAUAUCAAUUCAAUUGGUCAUGAUCAUCAUCAUAAUCAGUCUUUCAGGGAGAGUACUCCUUCUAACAAUUUUUGUGGUAGUCCAUUACAACUUCACCAGAUGCACUUACCGCAAAGGCCUUCAAGUGGCCUUAGUAAAAGGCCAUCCUUUAUCAAUACUGAAAUAACAGUAGCUAAAAGAGGAGGCAGAGGCAGUUUGAUAGAACCAAAAAUUAGGACAAUGCAGUCUGCACCAAAUAAGAAGCCACGGACGGAGUCACGAUCAGCCUGCCCACCUUUUAAAGUUAGAAAAGAAAAAUUAGGAGAUAGAAUUGCAGCCCUUCAACAGUUGGUGUCCCCAUUUGGCAAGACAGACACAGCUUCCGUACUAAUGGAGGCUAUAGGAUACAUCAAAUUUCUUCAAAACCAAGUCGAGACACUAAGCGUUCCAUACAUGAAAUCUUCACGAAAGAAGAUCAUUAAAUCAACGCAAAGGGGUGUAAAAGAAGAUUAUGGAAGUGUAUCAGAUGAAAAGGGGGAUCUCAGAAGUCGAGGACUUUGUCUAGUGCCUUUGUCAUGCAUGUCUUACGUAACGGGCGAUGGUGGUGGUGGAAGUAUGUGGCCUAAUUAACUACAGUACUGGAAUAACUUGAUUAAUUAAUUAAUUAAUUAAUUAAUUAUAUUUUAUCCAAAUAAACAGAUUAAGGUAAUGUUAUUUAUUAUUACAACUCGCCAUCAUCAGCCAAGUACUCAUGAUUGAAUAAUUUCUCUUAAGCUCAAGUGCUUUAAAAGUGAUCUCUCAGUCUCACUGAUCUAUAUAGUAGUUUAAUGGAGCAAAUUUGGUCAUCCUGUUAAAAAAGGGAAUUAAUCCAGGAUAGACCAAAUUUGAUCCGUUAACAAAUUAUUUAUGUACUGAAACAUUAGUUAAUUAUAAAUGUAUUAUAUA